AUGGGGCAGAAGACGUUGAUCUAUAGCUUCGUGGCUCGGGGUACGGUGAUCCUGGCGGAAUACACGGAGUUCACCGGAAAUUUCACUGGAAUCGCUGCCCAAUGCCUUCAGAAACUCCCAUCCAGCAAUAACAAGUUCACGUACAAUUGUGAUGGCCAUACCUUCAAUUAUCUCGUCGAGAACGGAUUCACUUAUUGUGUGGUUGCAGUAGAGUCAGCUGGACGACAAGUCCCAAUUGCAUUUUUGGAAAGAGUCAAGGAUGAUUUUAGCAAGAGAUAUGGAGGUGGAAAAGCAGCUACAGCUGUAGCUAACAGCCUCAACCGAGAGUUUGGGUCAAAACUGAAAGAACACAUGCAGUACUGUGUCGACCAUCCUGAGGAUAUCAGCAAGUUGUCGAAAGUCAAAGCCCAGGUUACAGAGGUCAAAGGAGUUAUGAUGGAAAAUAUUGAAAAGGUUCUCGAUCGUGGGGAGAAAAUUGAAGUCCUUGUUGAUAAAACUGAGAAUCUUCGAUCUCAAGCACAAGAUUUCAGGCAGCAGGGAACCAAGAUGAAGAGGAAGAUGUGGCUGCAGAACAUGAAGAUUAAGCUCAUAGUCUUCGGUAUCAUCAUUGCUCUGAUCCUAAUAAUAAUCCUGUCUGUCUGCCAUGGCUUCCAUUGUUGAUCAGAUAAAUGCAUGAUUCAAACCUCGCCAUUCAAGUGUAGCAAGCAACUUCAUUCACUAGUACAUGAAAAUUGUGUUUUUGUUGAGCGUGUGUGUUUUAGUGCCUCCAUUUUGUGAAGAAAGCACCUUUCCAUCUUUGUUCGUUUUCAAAUCUUCAGAUAUUUGGAAUGGUGUUUUUUUUUUUA
Molecule: messenger RNA, 845 nt
Organism: Dioscorea cayenensis subsp. rotundata (Guinea yam)
Lineage: Eukaryota; Viridiplantae; Streptophyta; Magnoliopsida; Dioscoreales; Dioscoreaceae
Product: putative vesicle-associated membrane protein 726
Exons: 5
Coding region: 1-660 (219 amino acids)
Biological process (GO): vesicle-mediated transport
Cellular component (GO): membrane
Source: RefSeq, a predicted model, not a curated record